Molecule: messenger RNA, 1475 nt
Organism: Actinia tenebrosa (Australian red waratah sea anemone)
Lineage: Eukaryota; Metazoa; Cnidaria; Anthozoa; Actiniaria; Actiniidae
Product: monocarboxylate transporter 10
Biological process (GO): transmembrane transport
Molecular function (GO): transmembrane transporter activity
Source: RefSeq, a predicted model, not a curated record
AUGAGACAAGUUGCAGAGAAAAUUGCUCCAUCUCUUGUGGGAUCUCUCGCCUUGGGAGCAGGUCUCUUUCUCUGUGUUGUCACUGCUAAACUCUGCGAAAAAUUCAAUUGUCGUACCGUCAAUCGUGUUGGAUUAAUAUCGUUUGUAAUGGGAUUCGCACUAAGUUCGCUGUGCAACUCCAUCUAUCCCCUCUACAUCACAUACAGCUUGCUUAAUGGUUUUGCAGGGUCGUGUACUCAUACUUCCAAUUUCAUUUUGGUGAGACAGUACUUCAAGAAACGAUAUUCCUUGGCUAUGGGCAUAGUUACAGCAGGGGCAGGAAUCGGAAUGCUAUCGGUUGGUCCUUUGGUGCAGUACUUGACUGACACUCUUGGAUGGAAAAACACUUUCCGAGUCUUCGCAGGAAUCUUUGGAGCAUUCAUUCCUUUAACGAUUGUUUUAGAUCCAAAUGUUGAAAGUUGUGAAGAGGUGCCAAUUGAAACAGUUAUGCAAGAGAAUUCUAUCGAGAAAGAUAUUAAGAUCAAGCCAAGAAARAUUGUAUUGGGAUUUUUGGAUUUAUCAGUGUGGACAUUUCCAGAGUUCACGAUCUCUGUUGUUGCUAUUUUCAUUGGUUCUUGGGGUCACUAUACAACCUUGAUUCACAUGAUCAAAUACUCUGAAGAGGUGGGAAUAAGCCCAACUAAAAGUUCCACCCUUCUAGUAUUCGUUGGCAUAGCAACAAUCGUCUCACGUCUGGUAUCUGGUCGGUUAUGUGACGUCAGCUUCAUUAAACCAAGAUACGUCCACCAAUUAGGAAUCAUCUUAUCAGGAAUUUCAACCAUUCUCUUAACGUUUGCUGUCAACUACACUCAUCUGAUAAUUUUUUCUGUUUUCUUUGGUAUUGCUGAUGGAGCAUUUCGUGUGACGACAAACAUUUUAUUCAUGAACACUGUUGAUAUUCCACGCAAACCCUCAGCCUUUGGUCAAGCAAAUAUGAUAACCUCAUUUUCUAAUGCAGCUGGUCCAGCAAUAGCAGGAAUGAUGGCAGACAAGUCUGGUUCAUAUACUUCAGCAUUCUACAUGGCUGGAUCGGUUUCCAUUGUUGCAGGCGCCAUUUUGUUCCUACAUCUGUGCUUCUUCAAAGAUCUCACCAACAGACCGCGAGAAGUGGCUCUUCUAGUUCGUGAUGAACCAACUUCCAUCGAAGCAGGCGAGACAUCUCUCGACAAGAUGAUGACCACGUGCUGAUAAAAUGGAAUUUGCUGCCAUGAUCCAUUAUUUUUUACAUGUCAAAGACUGUUUAGUUGUGAGUCUCCCGUAUGUCCUUAGCGGUAUAUAGUGUCUUCCAUGACGCUGAGAAUAUCAAGCCAGGUGUACUGGUAACAUUCUUUGGUAUUCCUGUACAGGGAUUUAUUUUCUCCCUUCACAAAAAGAACUUCAACACCAGUUUUUGUUUAUUGUCUUUCUGUUAAAUAAAGUGAUUAAACAAAACAUAA